CUGUUGCCCUCCUCCAAUUCACCAACAAUGUCACUUUCUUCCCCUCCACCUCAUUUUCACCUCCCAAACGCCGUCGUUUCGCACCACUCCCCCGACGUCAUCAAACUCCCCCUCCUCUCCCCCCAAAACCCUAAACCCUCCUCCGACCCCCCACCGACUCUCAAGCUCGUCUCCUCCCGCCGCCUCUCCCGCCUCCCUUGCCUGAGAUCCGACUCCACCUCCCCCGUUCCUCCGCCGCAUGUCGACCUCACCGAGCACAAAAUCGGCGGCGGCGGCAGUGACGGGGGAGAUUCCUCCGGCGGUGGAGGAGACGGCGGGAAUGAGGAGGACGAGGAGGGGAAGGAGUUCGGGCCGUUGUUGAGGUUGGAGGAGGUGAUGAAGGAGACUGAAGCUAAAGGAGUGGAGCUUCCUUUGGAUAUGAUCGAGGCUGCCAAGACUACUGGCCUUCGUAAAGAGUUUCUGCUUCGCUAUUUGGCUCUACAGGGCUCAGCUUGGCCGCUGGGAUGGUUGAUGAAGUACUGCUCUAUGCUACGGAAUCGAAUGCUGGCUGAUCCUUCGUUUUUGUUCAAAGUUGGGACUGAGAUAGUUAUAGAUUCUUGUUGCGCCACGUUUGCGGAAGUUCAGAAGAGGGGGAAGGACUUCUGGAAUGAGUUUGAGUUGUAUGCAGCGGAUCUUUUGGUUGGGAUUGUUGUUGACAUUGCGUUAGUUGGUAUGUUGGCGCCCUAUGCUCGAAUUGGUAAACCGUCGAUAUCACAUGGUUUAUUUGGGCAGUUACAACAGGCUUGUGCGGCUCUUCCUAGUAGUGUCUUUGAAGCUGAAAGGCCAGGAUGUAGAUUCUCAAUGAAGCAGAGGGUAGCCUCAUUCUUCUACAAGGGUGUGUUAUAUGGUUCAGUUGGCUUUGUAUGUGGUAUUAUUGGACAAGGGAUUGCUAAUCUGAUCAUGAAUGCCAAACGGAGCAUAAAGAAGUCAGAAGAGGACGUAGCUGUGCCUCCUCUUGUGAAAAGUGCUGUUCUUUGGGGUGUAUUUCUUGCUAUCUCGUCCAACACUCGUUAUCAGAUUGUAAAUGGGCUGGAAGGACUGGUUGAAGCAUCGCCUAUGGCAAAGCGUGUUCCGCCUAUUGCAAUGGCAUUUACUAUAGGUGUUCGAUUUGCUAACAAUAUCUACGGUGGUAUGCAAUUUGUGGAUUGGGCCAAGUUGAGUGGAGUGCAGUAGAAGUUACCAACCAUAGAUGUUUUCAGUUAUCAUAUAGAAAUGGACAGUAGAGAUCUUCAUACUUUGA
Molecule: messenger RNA, 1279 nt
Organism: Argentina anserina (silverweed cinquefoil)
Lineage: Eukaryota; Viridiplantae; Streptophyta; Magnoliopsida; Rosales; Rosaceae
Product: protein RETICULATA-RELATED 1, chloroplastic
Exons: 7
Coding region: 28-1212 (394 amino acids)
Biological process (GO): plant organ development
Cellular component (GO): chloroplast inner membrane
Source: RefSeq, a predicted model, not a curated record